CUCAGGGGCGGGCAAUGGCGCUGCUGAGGCCCGGGCCGGGCCGGCCCGUGGUGGGGUUCCGGUGUUCUGAGGGGCUUCUCUGGGUCUGAGUGGUUCUCUGGGGCGGCUUUUCCGUCUCCCGGUCCCGUCUCGUCUCCCGUCCCCUCAGCUGUGCCUCUGGCUGCCGGCAGAGAUGGACCAGCGGCUCGCCGAGCUGGUGGAGGAGCUCACUACCUCAGGGGAAUCGCAGCUGGAGUCGGGCAGGAUGAAAGAGCUGAAGAAAAUCUGCAAGUCUUCGGAGGAACACAUCAGCCACGCCUAUCACCUGCUGAUGACCCGGCUCAAUGAGGAGCACGCAGAGAUGCGAUUCUCGGCUUUCCAGAUCGUGCAGGAGUUGUUCACCCGAUCCCAUCAAUUCCGGACACUGAUUAUUUCCAGCUUCCAAGAGUUCUUGGAGCUCACGUUGGGGAUAGACCAUGAGCAGCCUCUUCCCCCGCCCAAAGAAGUGGCACAGAAACUGAGGAAAGCUGCCAUAAAGGCAGUGCAAGACUGGCAUGAGAAAUAUGGGGAGGCUUACAAGAAGCUUUCUCUGGGAUACCACUUCUUAAAACAGAAUAAGAAGGUGGAUUUUCAAGAUGUGCAUGCCAGAACCAUGGCUGAAAGGAGGAGGGAGGAGGAGAAGAAAAAACGAUUGGAUAACAUUUACAAAGAAAAAGCCAAAAGAGCUGAAAAAGAAAUGGAAGAAAUGUCCCAAGAGAUUGCCAGCACUCUGACAGAGAUGGAAAACUGUUUCCAACUUCUGAUGCCAGAUCCUUUUGACUUCAGUGGGAAUGACACAGAACUGGAACUCAACAAACAAACAGCAGCUAAUGAGGAUAGGCCUGGAUCUCCCCUGUCCUCUCAGAUGGAAGCUAAUCAGUCCUGGUUUGGACACAUGGAUGAUGAACAGCCAUGCUGCAGCAAGGACAUUGUUUCUGUUUCUCAGUAUGUUGGAACUGAGAGAAACAAAGAGUUAGAUGAGAAAGAGGACACACCUGAGCAGAAGGAAUUGGAUGGAGGAACAUGCUUGGAAGUUCAAUCUGAUGUCCCUGCUCUCAAUGAGGAUGAUUACCAGAUUUUUGUUAGGAGCCAUGGGCUUGUUUCACAUAAGUAUACUCUAGACCUUGAAAUCUCAACAGAUAUAAAAGUGCAGGAGAAUGAAGACAAUACUGCCAUAAUAAAUAAUGUCACUGAUGCACACAGACUCCUCAGAAAUAAGUUCUGGCCUUCUGUACAGUCCUGGAUUCAGUUAUUUACCAGGGCAGGAAUAAAUGAUGAUCGGCUGAGAAGUGCCAUUGAUCUCAAGAAUAAAUUGGAGACUGCUAUGAAAAAAUACAAGCAAAUGAACAUUUCCUUUAAAGAGAGAAAAAGAAAAGUGAUGAAAGCCUUGGAUGAUGACGAUGAGGAAGAGGAUGAAGAUGACUUUGUGGAGGUCCCUGAGAAGGAAGGUUAUGAGCCCCACAUUCCAGACCACCUGCGUAAGGAAUAUGGUCUGGAACCCUUGUCACCUUCUAAAGCACCAGAGAUGAAGACACCAAGACCAACACCACUGAGCUCCUGCACCCAGCUGGAAGGGAAUGAAGAUGAGCUGGAUCCAACCUGUGCAGCUGCCACACUGAAACUUAUUAGAGACAAACUACCAAAGUUACCAUCUCCAUGUGCCAGUGGCUCUUCAACUGCUGAGCCAGCAGCCUUGGAAGAGCCUGACAGUAAGAGAAGAAAACUGGAAGAAGAAAGAGCUAAAGCUCCCUUCAUGCCUUUUGGAUUAGAUCUUCACUACUGGGGACAGGAUCAGCCAAGUGCUGGGAAGAUUAUCAAAUCUCCCUCUGAGCAUCGGUUUUGGGCACCCUGUCAAGUAGAAGAAGAGGUGGAAAAUCAAGAAAUAACUGAAAUGUUAAAAACUAGAUAUAUAACAUUUGCUGGCAAGUUUGAACCAGUCAAACAUAAAUGUCGAGCACCAAUGCCAGAUGGGAGUCUGUGUGAAAGACAAGAUCGGAUUAAGUGCCCUUUCCAUGGGAAGAUAAUUCCUCGAGAUGAAUGUGGGAUUCCUGUUCAUCCAGAGGACAGAGCCAGAGAAGAAAAGAUGAGGUUUGAGAAGCAAGCAGCUCAGCCAGAGUGGCGAGAUCCAGAAUUCAUGAGAGAAAUUGAAGCAGCUACAGGAAUAGAUCUUGGUUCAUCUAAAAAUAAUAGAAAAGGAGAAAAAAAGAAAGGGAAGAAGACAAAAUACCCAAACCUGACAGACCUGAAGCAGCAGGCUAACACUUCUCGUUCCCGACUUGAGAAGAAAGUAUUUGAUAAAGGUGCUAUGAAACGGGUGGUGAAAGCAAUGAACCGAGUGGACCAAAGAAAACAUGAGAAGUUUGCCAACCAGUUUAACUAUGCACUGAAUUAACAUGUAAUAAAAUGAAGGGUAAAAAAAGAUUAACGAGAGUGCAACUGCACAGAACCUUAAUCACAGCUCUUAAUAUUUAAACUAAAAUACUGUGCUAAGUGCAUUUUACUAGGGUAAUUUUUAAAAUUGCUUUCAAUUUUACCCUAUUUAUUAAUGAACUGAUUUGAUAAUGACUUUGCCCAAGAUGUGGUGAUAUAGAAUGGAAUGCAUUUACAGAAGUUGAGAAUUAUUUGAAACUGACAUGAAGUAGAGCAUAUUUUAUUGUUUGUACAUACUUGGGGUAAAAUGUUCAGAUUUGGGGUUUUUUUCCUUCCUAAGGGACUCAUGUAACUUAUACCUCCUUUGCCAACAUGUGUGUUGUAGUUUCCAUCCACUUCCACAUCCUUCCACCUUCAGAAAAAAAGAUACAUUAGAAACAAUUAGAUUUCUACAAGAGAUUAUCAGGGGUGGAUUAUUUGCUCAUCCUAUUAUUCUAGAAAGUGCAGUGGGUCAAGUAGCACCAUGCCUCCUGCAGGACCUCUGAAGGACCUCUCGUGUACACAUUGAAAAAAUCCCAAUCAACUGGUGCCUUCAGGUAAUGAAUGGAACACAGUUUGAUUUCAAACUGAAAUCCAGGAACUGGUUCAAAACUGGGAGCUGUGGUGAUGGGAAAGCUGAAAUUACAAAGGUCAUCCUGGUCUGCUUCUUGUCUUCCCAUUAUGGUAUCCCAGUAUCUUUCAGAACUUCAUCUGGAAAGCAUGUUGUGAAAGUUUGUAAAGAUACUCAGAGUGCUGCAGCUCAACUGAUAGGAAAAAAAAAAACAACCCAAACAACUCCAGCACAGAGUGAAAGUGUGAGGUUUUAAGAAAAAGCAUUGAAGUGACAUACUGUACUAGUGAACUGCCUGGCUUGAAUCAGUUAAAAUUGCCUCAGACUCAGGCCUGAGAGUGCAUCUCAGGAUGAAGAUACUAACAGAAGCUUUUGGACUCUUCGAACUCCAGAAGGCUAACAUGCAUACUGAGAUCAAGCAGCUGGAUCCAGUGUGGUUUCUUGUUACUGGCUGGUGCUUAACCACAUCUCCCAAACCUGCUUUGCCUGGCUAUAGUCACAUCUUCAGCAGAAUGAACCAAACAUUGAUCACUUGUGCUCUUACACUGUUUCAUACAGCUUUCUAGGUGAAGGAAAUCCAGAGUAUCAAGUAUUUGAUACUUUGAAAUCAAUUUCAAAGUCAAUUGUGGAAGUCUUUGAUACAAUACAGAAUAUAAACUUAAAAGGAUUCUCUACAGCACUGGCUUAGUCACUCACCUGCUGGAGGUGUUACCUCGUGCAUUGAGAGCCUGUAAAAAUUGGAAAAGGAGAAAAUUUUAACUCCUCAAUGUAGCUUCUGACCUCCUCAGACAAAAGUCAAUUUACAGUUUUCCCAAAUACCUUUUGACUUCCACAAGUACUGCUUAGAAAGCAAUUAAUGCUUAAUCUUCCUAGUUUAUCUUGCAAGAGCUCUGCCUUUUAGAAACAUUUUCCUCUUCAACACAUGUUGUUAGAAGAUGUACUUCUAAAUUACCAAAAAAAAAACCCAACUAUAAGAAGCCAGAAUUUUAAGAGGUAUCUACUGCACUUGAAAGCAAAACCACUUCUGCUGUCAGUCUAGCUCUAAAUUGGUAGUGAAGACUUCAAGUGAAAAUGUAGACAGGGACAAACCAAGUUCACUCCCAGGUCAGCUGAACUGACUGAUAAACUGAUUUUUUUCUUAUGGAUAAAGACAAAAAAAACCCAAAACCCAAACCCAAUAAAAACCAAGCUGCAAACAUUUGAGUGUAAUAUAGAUCAUUGGAUGCUGGGAUCCCAGAACAUUCUAAAUGAAACUGUUCCAUCUUGGAGAUUGCCACUCAGAAGUGCCACAAAGGUCAUUGUGCCACUUUUCCAGAGAUUCUUGAACCUGCUCAGGCUGAAGGUGUUAAUUUAUAACACCUCAUGUUUUCUCUCCUCCCUGUAAAAGAGUGGGAAAUUUAUAUUGUGCAGUGACACUCUAACCCUUCUUUGCUGUGAACAUGAGAUGUCAGUGUUAGAAAAUUUCCAGCAAACAGUAGAUGCACUUUACACCAUGGACUUCCUGUUUUGGGCCUGUAGUAAAAUAAAAAAUAUAAAAUAAAAAAAAAUAAAUAAAUGAAUUAUAUAUUAUAAAAAAAAAAAAAAAAAAAAAAAAAAAAAAGACCAAAAAGGGAACUGGUAGAGGAAAAAAAGUGUGCUUAGUAAGUGAUGCUACUCAGUCACAUCAGUUCUAGAAUUAUCAGCUGAAACUUCCUAUCUGGACUUGAGUGUCUGAUCACCAGUUAAACCUGAUCCUCUCAUGUGAUUUCUUUUCUCUCCCACUUGCUUUAAAAAACACAGAUGCAUGCAAAAAGGUGAUUUUUCUAGAAGGCUCCUUUCAUGCACAAAGAGGAUUUGCAGAAUUAAGGUUUCCCAGCAAGUAACUUGGAGAUGGCUCAUUCAGGCUUGGGUCUGUGGACUUUGGGCCAAGUUAGUGCUGACCUUUUGAAAAGCUCUUGUUCUUUUCAUUUUUUCUGGCUUUGUUGCAAGAACUUUCUUUGUCAGGUGAGGAAUAUACCCGGUUGUAUAUGAUUUUUUUUUCUUCCUCUUUCUGCCUUGGAGCAAGAAAGUUUGUUGACUCUUCAUAGCACAGUGUGUUAAGCACACACCCUCUCUGGCACUGCCUUUCUGGUAGCCUGACCCC
Messenger RNA from Calypte anna (Anna's hummingbird), 5120 nucleotides. RefSeq names its product UV stimulated scaffold protein A (gene UVSSA). Gene Ontology annotation, cellular component: chromosome. Gene Ontology annotation, molecular function: RNA polymerase II complex binding. Bases 173 to 2410 code for a protein of 745 amino acids. Gene Ontology annotation, biological process: response to UV; transcription-coupled nucleotide-excision repair. Lineage: Eukaryota; Metazoa; Chordata; Aves; Apodiformes; Trochilidae. The record is from RefSeq and is a predicted model, not a curated record. The transcript is spliced from 13 exons.